This is a messenger RNA of Pan troglodytes (chimpanzee), 3806 nucleotides long. It is a transcript of the gene HAT1, whose product is annotated as histone acetyltransferase 1. NCBI's taxonomy places the organism in Eukaryota, Metazoa, Chordata, Mammalia, Primates, Hominidae. The coding region runs from base 2292 to 3533 and encodes 413 amino acids. Gene Ontology annotation, cellular component: nucleus. Gene Ontology annotation, molecular function: histone binding; histone acetyltransferase activity. The transcript has 11 exons. Gene Ontology annotation, biological process: subtelomeric heterochromatin formation. The record is from RefSeq and is a predicted model, not a curated record.
GGAACUCUCAGCUCAGCAGCUCCUUGUUGGCGGCGGUCCGCGCCCCCGCCCCCAACUGCUUGGGGUUCUGCGCCUUCUGCCAGCAACCCGGCCCCUACCGAGGGCCGAAGACGCCAGGGAAAAGCGUCAUGAUUUGGGCUUGUAAAAUGCCACAUGCCUUGGGGCCUGUUUCUCUUCCCAUUCCUUUUGUCCACUGCUGCUUGCUUCAGCUCUUGUACAUCUGGUCCUGUUCCCGCCAGCUGAUUUUAAUGCUCAGAUCCUCCUCCUCUUCCAGGUCUCCGUCUACCUUCCACUACAGUCAACUUCUGAGCUAGCGCAUUGCUGCCUUGCCCUGCUCUGGCGCUCCCACUUGGAUCUCGACUGACUUCGUAGUCGUCUCGUUAAUCUGUCACACUUUAGUAUUCCGAGGAUCGUAUUUAGAUGCCCUUUGAGAAAGACUUUGUUCCUGAACUCCUCCCUUCUCUUUUAGGGUUGGACUACUAUAAUACAAUUCUCUUGUGUACAUUCUAGAGACCCUUCAAGUUACAACAUUUAAUAAUGUAUAAUUGCUAUUACUUUGUACGUGUAUUAAGGCUGUUUUGGUGUGAUUAUUUUUUUCGAUUACUUGUCUUUUGAAGUUAUGGACAGUUUCUUUUUCCUUAGACAGGGUCUCUCUGUCGCCCAGGCUGGAGUGCAGCGAUCAUAGUUCCGGGCAGCCUCCAACUCCUCCUAGGCUCAAGCGAUCCUCUUGCCUCAGCCUCCCGAGUAGCUAGGACUACAGGCAUGCGCCACAACAUUCGGCUAAAAAAAAACAAUUUUUUUAAACCUUUGAGAGACAGAGUCUGGCUGUAUUGCCUCAGGCUGGUCUGGAACUCUUGGCCUCAAGCCAUCCUCUCUCCUCAGCUUCCCAAAGUGUUGGAAUGACAGGAUUGAGCCACUUCGCUGGCCUCUGUUGCUUUUAUCAUCUCUUUACAGGGCAUUCCUCAUAGUCUCUCUACAUUAACCAUUCAAUUUUUAUGAAUAUGUGGGAUAGACAAGCUGUUGUGUGAGCUCUACAGAUGUUUAAAGAAGGACUUUUCUACCAGAUGGAGAUUGUAGGAUCUUGAAGUACCACAGAAGAGGGAGGACGCACUCUAAGAAUUACAUCUAAAUUCGAAUUUUGGGCCCAUCAUUUAGUAGUUGGAUGCCCUUCAACUAAACCUCUUUCUAAGCCUGAACUUUUGAAUAUAAAAUGGGGGUGAUGUAAUACCUACUUAUAGAAUUGUGCAGAUUGAGCUAAUAUAUGAUUUCACAGGUUAAAUUUUGUUGCUUACAUUCCUCGAAGUAAAUUCUGUAAUCUCAGUUCUGUAGAUUAGGGUCAGAGGGGUUAAGUAAUGUGCUCUAGUUCCCUGAGCUUACUAGCUCAGUAAGUGUGUGAAAUUGUCAGAAUCCAGGAAUUCUCACUCCAGACUAUUAAUCUGUACUGCUUCAAGUCUUUCCCAUUUUCUGUGUGUGUGUUUUAACCCCUUUUUGAAGUUCAUAGCACAUCAUUGUACCCCUUUUUAUUUUUUGCUUACGGCUUUUUUCUGUCUGAAUUUUUACUGAUUUUUUUUAUUUUUUGGAGACUGAGUCUCGCUCUGUCACCAGGCUGGAGUGCAGUGGCGCGAUCUCGGCAACCUUUGCCUUCUGGAUUCAAGCAAUUCUGCCUCGGCCUCCGGAGUAGCUAGGACUACAGUCACGCGCCACCACGUCCAGCUAAUUUUUGUAUUUUUAGUGGAGAUGGGGUUUCACCAAUUUGGCCAGGAUGAUAUCCGUCUCGACCUCGCGAUCCCCCUGCCUCGGCCUCCCAAAGUGCUGAAAUUACAGGCGUGAGCCACCGCGCCCAGCCCAUUUUUACUAAUCAUAUGUCCAUUUUGUCAGGAGAUUUGUUAUCUUGAAAGUUUCUCUUGAUAGUGAUAUCUUCCAAUGUUAUUUAUUAUAUAUAUUAUUGAGUAGCCACUAUGUAGUAAAACUAUUGUGCCAGUAGCUCACAGUUUAUGACUUUAGGCAUACAUGAUUUUUAAAUAUUUAAUACAGUGGAAAGAUGUUCUCUUUGUGCCCCUGUUCCUCUUCCUUCUUUCUUACCCAUGGUAACUAUGGUUACCAGAUAUUUGUGUAUUCUUCUUGAGACGUUCCAUGCAUUAUCAUUUCCUUAUCUGAAGCACUCUGGUAGACUUUUUCCAAUACUUAAAAUGAAAUUCUGUCAUAAUUGUCAGAGGACAUUCUCAUUUUGCUUUUUACAUCUUAUAAUGAAAAAGACGACUUAGGUAUAAAUCCUAGCAGGAUUUGGUGCUAUGGAGAAAUUUUUGGUAGAAUAUAAGAGUGCAGUGGAGAAGAAACUGGCAGAGUACAAAUGUAACACCAACACAGCAAUUGAACUAAAAUUAGUUCGUUUUCCUGAAGAUCUUGAAAAUGACAUUAGAACUUUCUUUCCUGAGUAUACCCAUCAACUCUUUGGGGAUGAUGAAACUGCUUUUGGUUACAAGGGUCUAAAGAUCCUGUUAUACUAUAUUGCUGGUAGCCUGUCAACAAUGUUCCGUGUUGAAUAUGCAUCUAAAGUUGAUGAGAACUUUGACUGUGUAGAGGCAGAUGAUGUUGAGGGCAAAAUUAGACAAAUCAUUCCACCUGGAUUUUGCACAAACACGAAUGAUUUCCUUUCUUUACUGGAAAAGGAAGUUGAUUUCAAGCCAUUCGGAACCUUACUUCAUACCUACUCAGUUCUCAGUCCAACAGGAGGAGAAAACUUUACCUUUCAGAUAUAUAAGGCUGACAUGACAUGUAGAGGCUUUCGAGAAUAUCAUGAAAGGCUUCAGACCUUUUUGAUGUGGUUUAUUGAAACUGCUAGCUUUAUUGACGUGGAUGAUGAAAGAUGGCACUACUUUCUAGUAUUUGAGAAGUAUAAUAAGGAUGGAGCUACGCUCUUUGCGACCGUAGGCUACAUGACAGUCUAUAAUUACUAUGUGUACCCAGACAAAACCCGGCCACGUGUAAGUCAGAUGCUGAUUUUGACUCCAUUUCAAGGUCAAGGCCAUGGUGCUCAACUUCUUGAAACAGUUCAUAGAUACUACACUGAAUUUCCUACAGUUCUUGAUAUUACAGCGGAAGAUCCAUCCAAAAGCUAUGUGAAAUUACGAGACUUUGUGCUUGUGAAGCUUUGUCAAGAUUUGCCCUGUUUUUCCCGGGAAAAAUUAAUGCAAGGAUUCAAUGAAGAUAUGGCGAUAGAGGCACAACAGAAGUUCAAAAUAAAUAAGCAACACGCUAGAAGGGUUUAUGAAAUUCUUCGACUACUGGUAACUGACAUGAGUGAUGCCGAACAAUACAGAAGCUAUAGACUGGAUAUUAAAAGAAGACUAAUUAGCCCAUAUAAGAAAAAGCAGAGAGAUCUUGCUAAGAUGAGAAAAUGUCUCAGACCAGAAGAACUGACAAACCAGAUGAACCAAAUAGAAAUAAGCAUGCAACAUGAACAGCUGGAAGAGAGUUUUCAAGAACUAGUGGAAGAUUACCGGCGUGUUAUUGAACGACUUGCUCAAGAGUAAAGAUUAUACUGCUCUGUACAGGAAGCUUGCAAAUUUUCUGUACAAUGUGCUGUGAAAAAUCUGAUGACUUUAAUUUUAAAAUCUUGUGACAUUUUGCUUAUACUAAAAGUUAUCUAUCUUUAGUUGAAUAUUUUCUUUUGGAGAGAUUGUAUAUUUUAAAAUACUGUUUAGAGUUUAUGAGCAUAUAUUGCAUUUAAAGAAAGAUAUAGCUUCUGAAAUACUACUGCAAUUGCUUCCCUUCUUAAACAGUAUAAUAAAUGCUUAGUUGUGAUA